This is a messenger RNA of Cantharellus anzutake, 6510 nucleotides long. RefSeq lists its product as uncharacterized. The transcript is spliced from 36 exons. Lineage: Eukaryota; Fungi; Basidiomycota; Agaricomycetes; Cantharellales; Hydnaceae. The record is from RefSeq and is a predicted model, not a curated record. The coding region runs from base 32 to 6439 and encodes 2135 amino acids.
UGACUUAGUCAUUUAGCGUUAUCCAAGCGAGAUGGACCUUCGAAAUGUCUUUGACAAACCCCAGCAUCACCAGCUGGGGGACGGUGCUGCGACUGCGUCGAAAAACGAAACCUUGUACGUUCAACUUCCAUCUCACCCUCCAAACGACCCUUCCGAGAAAGGCAUCUCGGAGAUGCGGAAAGUGCUUUCGUUGAUAAUAACAAGACUUCGAGACCGUGAGAAGCCACCUUCCGUCUUCGCCCAGCUUGCAUCGGAGGCCGACAAGAAACAUGCAAACAGAAUUGAUGCAAUGGUUGCAAGUUUCAAAGAUGCUGAUGUUGCUGCUGACGCCUAUUCUACGGAUGAGACGUUGGAUCUGAUGACACAGCUUCGACAUACAUUGCUGGUGGCACGCAAAAAAGGAUGGGAACUACUUCCUUCAAAAGCACCCCCCCAAGCACCCUCGGACCGCUCGAGAACCAAGUCGCCGACACCUAGGCCUUCCCCGUUUCGGAGGAGGAAGACCACCCCUGAGCGUGCACAGUCUUCAGAGUUGGCUUAUGACGAGGCUGAUAUACGAUCCGCAUGUCUCGAUCUCGCUCAAGGCGCCCCUCACGCUCUACAGGCAGUGACCCUAGAUGUGGCAUUAGCAGUAUUGGAACCAGAGCCAAAACCUCAUACACUCUCAGCUGUCGCUUUUGCUUUAAUCCCUGGAUUCUACACAUUUCACCCUCGCUUCCAUUCUCGGCUGCUACAGUUCUUCGAGGAAGCAAUUCUCGGGACACUCUUGGAGUUGCUGCAGAAAACUCAAGGAUCAUAUCAGUUGUUGAUGGAAUCUACCAAGGCACUGGAAUUUAGCGCGCUCACGUCUACCCCCACUAUUGCUAUUUCCAUCGAAGGAGAGGGAAAAAGAACAUCGUCCCAUUCUUUAUGGUCAGCCACUGGCUCAAACCUCCGCAUAUUGAGUACCACAGCUCCAUUUCAAGCUAUGGACAUCUAUCGUCUAGGCUCCGUGGUGCCGCCUUUGCUAUCUGCUGUUCUCGACUGUGUGGAGAUCAACGAUUCGUCCGUAGAAUCUCUUGAACUGUUCCGUGCUGUUCGUGUUCUUGAGAUGAUUGCAGCAGGGAAGCUGGACAGCUAUCUUGACUUGCUGCAAGUAAUUGCGUACCAUUCGAGCGAGGCUCGGUAUCGUGCAUAUUCUGUUAUUGGUCAUGUCACUGCAUCCGUCCCUUUCCCUGUUGUUUCAAAGCCACCGCGCCCCAGGGACGUGAAACGUCUGAAAGUGCAUGGGAACGAUAAUCCCUUUGAUCAUCAGUUUAUACCAUGGAGAUUUCAAGCGCUCAUUCGGCGGUCGACUGUGGCUACGACUGGAGGUCCUUCUGCGUUGACAACUGAUUACCCAACUUCCUGUCAGGUUUGCAAUGAAUCCAUUAGUGGUUUCGGUUUGAAAUGUGUGCUCUGCCCAUGUGCACUUCAUUUCAUUUUCUUUUCGCAGUAUCCAUCAGCGCAAGAUUCAGAGACACAGCGAUUGGCAGUCACCCGAUUUUCGCGCAUUUUACCGAGACGCAAAGGCGAGUUGGACUGUGUCUCAAUCAACAAUCACCACUUCCACAUUGUGAACUUGUUUACCUUAACGCUUUGUUUCGUAUGUCGAUUACCUAUUUGGGGUUGUACAUUGCAAGGUUUGCGCUGCGACAAGUGCCACCUGUUCGUGCACCAUACUUGUAUAAGCGACCAGUUCAACGAGUGCAACGCGAGCCCUCCUACGUCUAAGCUCCCAUUCUUUGAGGACAUUUCUAUUCUUCAAGGUGUUCUAUGGACUCAGCUGCAAAUACUUAUGAACGGCAUUGCCUCUGGAUCUAUCAUCAUAGAACAACCCAGUCCCUCCACUGAUCUUGGUAGAGAGAACCGUGUGGAGGAAUUUGAGCUGCAAUACUGCGUCAGAAUCUACGAGGCUUAUCUUGCCUCUGGCCGUAAUCCAAAGUCAUCACCCUUGGAAUAUUAUCAGCGCUUGCACCGAUCAUCCGUUGACACGUCUAUCCUGUUUGAUUGGUCAUUACUGCUGUAUAUAGUCGCCACCUCCAAUUUACUCAGCGUCCAAACUACCCUCCCACCUCAUCCACCCUCUCCACCGCAAGUAUCAGAAAUUGUGUCUCUAGCUCACAUUCGUGAUGUUUUGGGAUCGGAGAUGAAUGUGAAGUCUGAUGUCGCAGCUAAGCAUUGUUUCUUUCGGAGAGUCGAUGGACAGUUUAGAUUAUUUGAUGACAGGGAUGCGCCCCCAAACCAGAUUUUCUGCAUAUUUCCUCUCCCAGUUCUUCUGGAUACAUCCGUGGAUGUCGAGACCUUGGUCGCUGCGAUUGAAGCAUCCCUCGCGGAUAUCGAUCUUUCGGUGAACGAGUCGGCAUUACUGCUCCUGAAUCAGCGUUGUCCGCCAAACAUAUGGGCUUCCGAGUACGGUUUAGGUCGUCUAGCCCGAGCAAUACUCUCUUGGAUUUGUACGGAUGAUGAUCGCCUUAUUCGAGUUGCAACUGAAUUUGCCUCUCAGAAACGCCCCCUCCCAGGCGUCCUACCGGCAUCUACGGCUCAUUUUGGCGGAGAGUAUGUCAGUGCAAGACGUGUGCUGCUGAAUCGAUAUAUUGUCCCUUGGAUGCGGGCCUUACAUGCGUUGGACGCAAAUUCUUACGCUGGCAUCCUGUUUGACUUCUGCCGAAGUCAAGCGGCGGAGAAAUGGAGUGACCCCAUCUCUCUUGAGGAUGAUGUCCGUGCUUCCAUUAAUUCGACAGAUUUAGGCGAUGAGAUGCUGCGUAUUAUCCUGAAACUUUGUCACUCCUCUGUCAUAUUAUCAUGCUUCGACGCGGUAUUUGUAUCCUGGUUGGAUGCUGUCUCUGGCAUGAAUUCGAAUAUUCAGCCGGUACCAUAUCCAUUCCUGCCAAGGCUUUUCAAUAUGGAUGCGGAGGCUUUACAUUAUGCCUCCCAGAGUGAAAAGCCAGCCGCGACCGAGCUCAACGAUGGCUGGCAGGUAGAUCCAUGGAAGGUGAUCACCGAUGGUGCUGCGGAAGGUCCUUCAGGAAUGCAACGCACUCUUCGAUGGCUGGAAUUGCUCGCACGUUCGGGUGUGAGCAUACCCGUUUCGACCUACAAGCAGAUGGCUGCAUACUUGCGUGACUCAGACGCAGCGUUUGAAAUGCACCAAGCUCUCACAAGGUGCUUCACAGCGACUUGCUGGCUGAAAUCGCACGGAGCUCAGGAUCUCCUUGGUUUGAUUGCUACCAUUCAUGACCGACUAGCGGGAUGGAUAUCAAUCAAUUAUGUCCACGAUGAUAAGCGUGACAAAAUCGAUAAUUUCAUCCGGUUAAGCAUGGCAGCGUGCCUCCUUUUGUACGGAUUCGAUCGAGAAUAUGUGGUUUCCAUAGGCUUAAUAGAGCCGUCGGAACAACGUGAUUUUCCAACAAGGCGGAAAUUUACUGGCUUUGGUGCCAUCGAAUCUGCGACGUUAGCUCUGAAUAUUGAACUAGUGAACAUUCUGUCCCGUUAUGUGACCUUUCUUAGACCAGAGAUUUCGGUACUGGUCGCCGCAUUUUUGGAUUCAGUCGUUUCAGACUCUUCGCCAUUGGGGAAAAACGAGGUGGAUAGCUUCAUUACUAUCAAUGCCUAUGCGUUGAAUACCUGUGUUUGGUCGUUUUAUGGCUUGCAACUGCCGAAAUUGAGCCUCAUCCGGUCGCCUUUAUUGCUCAAACUCCUCAUCGUUGAUUCAAAACCCAUGGAGAUGAUCAUUACAGAGACGCUCAGUGACCCAGACUCUGGACAUAGACAGCUGGCUAUUCAAAAAAUGCAUCUUAUUUCUCUUGACAUAAACUCUGAACCCUUCCAAAUGGAGGAUCGUCAAUGGCGACAUUGUGUUGUCCCGGUGCUUCGUCUGUUCUUUGCGUCUUUGUGGAACGACCCAUCCGAAGAAAAUAGACAAAUAGUUGAUGUCGCCUGCCAAUCAUUCCUACAAGUGCAUCUCGAUGCCAUUUCCAGGUGCUGGGAUGAAUCCCUCCUGAAAGCACCCAUUGGGGAACGAGUUCGACUUGUCAGGUUUCUCCUUCGGCUUCAUCCUUAUUUUCCUACUUGGAGGGUUCUCUCAUGGGACGCAAUAGUUGAUUCGAUGCUAGAAGAUGAUCUUAUCAGCUCGCACGGUGUAGAUGACGGAAGCAACAUCAUCGCGCAAAUUUUUUCUUCAGAAAUCAUCGAAGAGCCCUCGAACGAGUCUGAUAUGACAUUGUUACGAACCUUGCUUGUAUCGCUGAGUUUGCAGUUCAUUGGUGAUGGUAUACGAGUUGAUGUGUUCACUGUUCUCAAGAUUAAGCAUCAUCUUGCAAGAGUGCUCUCAUUCUCUGAAUCUCGUCUCAUGCAAAACGUAAACGGGACGGUUCAUAUCCAUCUAGGAUCCAUAACAUCCAUUCCUCCUACGGCUUAUCCAUGUAUAAGUAGCCUGAAGCGAGCUAUUGACGGACCAGGGAUGGUAGAUCUUGCUCCAUCCGCAAUGGGUUUUAAAACCGUCCCCGAAGCCAAUGCACCCUGCCUAGCCGGGAGUGUAUUCGAUGACAUUGUGAUAGCGGUUAUUACUUCUAUUGACGUUGUUCAGCUGCCCUAUCUGGUUGCGCGAUCUUGGCUGGAAAUCGUCGUCAUCAUUAUUCUCAAGCACGAUUUUGACCAUCCGGCAUUGCAUCCCUUGAAUUCGAGGCUUGUCGACACCGUAAAAAGACUGGUUGACAACAUUCGCAAGGAUGUCAACCAAGAACUUUGUCAAUUAUCCCUGUCCGUUUCUCAUGCCCUACUGCAAACGAGGGGGAAUUGGGCCACUAAGAUAUUGAGCCGUCAGAUAUUCGCAAUCUCUUCCAUGGUUGUCGACUUAGAUCUGAAGCCGGAGCACGUAUUAGUUGCUCAAGGAAUCGCAUUUCUGGAAUCAGCGUUCGAGAAAUUCAAUGAUCCUCUUCCGCAUCGGUUUUUUGAUGUUCUCUCAACAAUUAUCAAGUCAUCUGCUUCGCAAUCGGAGGAAACACUGCCCAAUGAGAUUAUCCGGACUGUGCUGGAGAAAAUGUUUGAUCUUCGAGAGGGCGAAACUGACCGAGAUCUCUUUGCAUCUGUCGGGCCCAUCAUUCGUAAUCUUGCCGAUUUUGUCGUGCGUGUUCACCACAAGAAUCUCUCAAAUCGCUUACUACAAGAUAUUGCGUUGGGCCUAACGAAUAUAGCUCGAAAAACUGCAGAGUGGCCAUCCUCGGCCUUCAACCCAAAUCCCCUUUUUUUCAUGGUUACCACCAUCAUACAGCACAAUAAGGCUCGAUGCAAGGACAUUCUACUUCAUCUGGAAACAUUACUGAGAGCAUGCCUCGUGCGCUUCGAUGUGCACGAGGAGAGUUUAGACUACCUAUUCAAGGUCACUGGGAGUUUGAUUUCCAGAACGAACAGUGUGCAGUUUGACUUACCCCCUCAACACCUUCCCCUUGCUGUGGUGGACACAUUGGUUGAAGAAUUGAAGGGCCGCGGUCGUUCAUCAGUCGCAACAUUGCUAGCGAUGCUUCGCACUGUUUCCGCCUGUUUGAUCUCGGAUCCUUCCAUAUUUACAGCAGACGCGCAAUGGAGGCUUGCUAACUCCGCUGCAGCCUACUUGGAGUUAUCUCAUGCAACGGAGCGUUUCACAGAUUAUCAUUUCAAAUGCUUGGUCGUCGUCAGUCACAUCGUGCUUACGGCCUCUGAAGAGCCUUUUGGUAACAGCAUCAUAAAUGAUGUGAUGGGCAGCAACUCCAACAGGAAUGACGUCUCCCUAAGAUGCUGGGCUGCACUAGGGCUUGCUGCACUGGAGACGCCCCGACACCGGUUAACCAUGCUCCAGCAUGUCGCCAAUUUUGGGCUCUCAUACUCCAAGACCCUGCAGCAUCUUGCAUAUCCUGAAGCGGUUUCAGGAUGGGCCCCAGUUGCUGCUGCAGCUAUGAGCAGCGCCUUUGCAGCAAUGAAAAUUUGGAUUCUCUUAGCAUGGAACGAAGACGUUCUAAUUGAGGAACCUGACGAGGCCUGUAGUUUCGAGCGCAUAGUCUGGAAUGAAGUAUGGCCUCCUUUCGAGAAGGUUAUCAAUGUUUCCAUGUCCUCAUCUUUUGAUCCGUCUUUGCCAAUUACUUCUGUGAUUUGGGGAUCCUAUGUGGAUCUGGUCAUCUUCCUGAUGAGCUAUCGCUCCAUUCUCAUGGUGGAUACGUCUGUCACGCAUGCGCUCUUAUUGGAGAAGCUCUCUGCUACUACUUCUGAUGCAAUGCACCAGAAACUUGCUCGAGCGUUGCAGGCAAUCCAACAUCCUCCACCUCAAGUUCCCCGCGCACAACUUAUUAACAGGGCCAGAUCUGACCUUCUGGCGUCAGAGAAGUUGACGCAGCGUCUCCAGAUACUGGGUCCAAAAGAACAAGUUGUCAAGAGAGCCACAGGAUAGGCGGAGGGACCAUAGAACUAGUUAAUACAUAUUUCGGAAUCGUCAGAACAACGCAGAUGAUAAUACAUGGA